Harmonia axyridis is the source of this 1198-nucleotide messenger RNA. RefSeq lists its product as uncharacterized. The transcript is spliced from 2 exons. The coding region runs from base 121 to 1155 and encodes 344 amino acids. The record is from RefSeq and is a predicted model, not a curated record. Lineage: Eukaryota; Metazoa; Arthropoda; Insecta; Coleoptera; Coccinellidae.
AGAAACGUAGAAGUUUGAAUGCGUAUGAGACAUAUCUUUUGUAUACAGAUUAACUUUUCAUGAACUUCGAUUAAAAUUUCAAUUAUUCUCAUUUGCUGCUUCAUUUCAUAAACGCGAAAUAUGACAACACGUAUAAUAAUAGUUUGUCUUCUAGGCUUGCUAGCUAUUCAAGUAUCUACAGUGGCAUGCAUAGAUGAAGAACUUACUUUCAAUGUAAAUCCAAAGCCAAUCAGAAACAUCAGAUCCCUAACAUCAGUCACAGGAAAAUAUGAACUACAAAGUUCUGUUGAAACUCAUAUCACUUCAUCGAUAGAUAAUAUAAUUUCAAAACUACUGAAUACAACAGUUGGCAAAUUAAUCACAGAUGCAUUUUUGGAUACUCCCAAAUUCGUAUUUGAAAUCAAUAAUUUCCUUGGUAGAGAUGUCCUGAUACUCAAUAAGAAUAGGUUAACGAUAAGCUACAUCAAUGUCACAGAAAUCUUCAAACGUCAGAUUUCUUAUUUUCUGGAACAUGAUUUUAAAUUGAAUGGAAUACUACUCAAGUUUGCAGAAGGAUUUGUACCAAAAAUAGUGACUGACUUCACUCGCAAACUCCGACCAGUUUUGGAGCAAGUUAACAUCACAGUACCAUCUGCUUCAAAAGGUUUGAAAGGAGUGUCACAAAAUGGAAUAAGUAAUUUAGUUCUCGAUUUAGUUGUCAUUCUUCUUAAACCGUCUCAGGUUAAAAUAAACCAAACCCUGCUCAACGUUACCAACGAACUCAUCUCGCUCUACAAACCAGUACUACCUAAAGAUUACUUUCAAUCUAUCUUCUCCUGUGGUAUCAAUCAGACAAUACUGAAGCUGAUAGAAGUGAUAGAGGUCAUCAGAGAAUCUGUCAACGGAUUAUUGUUACCACCUAAUCGAAUCUCAAAGAGGUCAGUGGAUGUUUCUGAGAAUGAAAAAAAUGGAAAACAGACUAAAAUUUUUGGUUUUAUUAUCGAGCCAAUUAGGAAUUUAUUGGCUCUCAUUCUCACACCUUUGCACCGUGCGAUGAAGGGACUUAUGAAUUAUAUACUUGUUACUUUGAGACCUAUUGUAGGAAAAAUCAUUCUGAGUCCUAUAGAGAAUAUAAUCAUGAGUAUAAUCAAUUUGAUACCUUGUGUUAGAUGCUAGUUAUAUUGUGCAGAGUUUGAAUAGAAAGCACUUCAAAUUUUGA